Molecule: messenger RNA, 1027 nt
Organism: Diceros bicornis minor
Lineage: Eukaryota; Metazoa; Chordata; Mammalia; Perissodactyla; Rhinocerotidae
Product: olfactory receptor 11G2-like
Exons: 1
Coding region: 1-969 (322 amino acids)
Biological process (GO): G protein-coupled receptor signaling pathway
Cellular component (GO): membrane
Molecular function (GO): G protein-coupled receptor activity; olfactory receptor activity
Source: RefSeq, a predicted model, not a curated record
AUGAGGACCUUGGAGACUACUAAUAUCUCUGGCUUUGUGAAUGAGUUCCUUCUCCUGGGCUUUCCCUGUGGUAGACACAGCCAGAUCCUCCUCUUUGUUCUCUUCUCCUUCAUCUACCUUCUGACCCUCCUGGGGAACACAUCCAUCCUCUGUGCUGUGUGGUCAAGCCGGAAACUCCACACACCCAUGUACAUCCUCCUGGCCAACUUCUCCUUCCUGGAGAUCUGCUAUGUCAGUUCUGAUGUGCCCAAAAUGUUGGCCAACAUCAUCUCCCAGACCAAGAGCAUCUCCUACACUGGCUGCCUGCUGCAGUUCUACUUCUUCUUCUCCAUGUGUGCUGCUGAGGGCUUGUUUCUGUCGGUGAUGUCUUUUGAUCGAUUUCUUGCCAUUUGUAGGCCUUUGCACUAUCCCACUAUAAUGACCCAUCACCUAUGUGCUCAGUUAGUGGUUUUCUGCUGGGCAGGUGGCUUUCUCUGGUUACUGACUCCUUUGACUCUAAUAUCUCAGGUGCCCUUCUGUGGUCCAAACGCCAUUGACCAUUUUCUCUGUGAUCUGGCACCUUUGCUGGCAUUGUCCUGUGCUCCAGUACCUGGAAUUACUCUGAUCUGUGGAACCGUUAGCUCUCUCAUAAUCUUUCUCACCUUCCUGUACAUCCUUGGCACUUACUUCUGUGUUCUAAGUGUGGUGCUACAGGUGCCCUCAGGCUCAGGAAGGCACAAGGCUUUCUCUACUUGUGCCUCCCACUUUGCUGUGGUGUCUCUGUUCUAUGGCUCAGUCAUGGUGAUGUACGUUAGACCAGGUUCUGGGGACUAUCCUGGGAUGCAGAAAUUUGUGACCCUGUUCUAUGCUUUGGCAACCCCAUUCUUUAAUCCCCUGAUCUACAACUUUCGGAACAGAGAUAUGAAGGAGGCACUAAAGAAAAUUUUGAAUGUGCUGUUAUGGGAAAUUUCUAAAGGAUUCAAAAGUUGAAUUUAACAUAAUGCAUCAUUAAUGUUUAGGAGGAUGGAAGAUCACGAGACAAACGAGA